This is a messenger RNA of Nicotiana tabacum (common tobacco), 1453 nucleotides long. NCBI's taxonomy places the organism in Eukaryota, Viridiplantae, Streptophyta, Magnoliopsida, Solanales, Solanaceae. The record is from RefSeq and is a predicted model, not a curated record.
AUGGCUCAGAUUGAUCAUUUGAAACGGUGUCGUUUCAACUAUGCAGGGGCUGAACUGGAUCGUUCGAUCCAGUUUGAUCAACGACUCAGAGUUGAGACGCCAAUACGGCGUCUUAGUAGGAAAUUUCGUUUGGAUUUAAUUGUUUCACAGGCAUGUUAUUUUGGUAAUGUCACUAAGUUAAAUGAUACUUGGUGCAUUUUUCAGGGCGACGUCAUUGUUAGUUUUGAUGGUGUUCAUGUUGGGUCUGAAGGAACAGUGCCGUUUCGAUCAAGUGAACGUAUAGCUUUUCGCUAUCUCAUUAGUCAAAAAUUCAGUGGUGAUUCAGUUGAGCUUGGUAUUAUAAGAGCUGGAGAAUUCAUGAAAGUUCAAGCAGUUCUGAAGCCGCGUGUGCAUUUGGUUCCUUAUCAUAUAGAAGGUGGUCAACCUUCAUACAUAAUAGUUGCAGGCUUGGUCUUUACACCACUAUCCGAACCACUAAUAGAGGAAGAAGAAGAUAGCAUUGGGCUGAAACUAUUGACCAAGGCUCGAUACUCUUUGGCCAAGUUCGAAGGGCAACAGAUUGUUGUACUAUCCCAGGUCUUGGCGAAUGAAGUAAAUAUUGGGUAUGAGGAUAUGAGCAAUGAGCAGGUCUUGAAGUUGAAUGGCACCCGAAUUAAAAACAUUCACCAUUUGGCUCAUCUAGUGGAUUCUUGCAAAGGCAAAUAUUUAGUGUUUGAAUUUGAAGACAAUUUUUUGGUCGUUCUGGAAAGGGAGGCAGCCCUAGACGCCUCAGCUAGUAUUCUCAAAGACUAUGGCAUUCCAGCUGAAAGAUCAUCUGAUCUUAUGGGAGCAUAUGUUGAUUCCAUAGAGCAAAGUGAAGCAACCAAUCAACAGAACUUUGGUGAUAGUCCAGUUUCUAACAUGGAAUUUGGCUCUGAAGGGCUUCUUUGGGCUUGAUCACAUAGUCUAUGAAGCCUGAUCCUGAUUCUCACUUGAAGCCAAGCCAUUCUUUUAAAGUUUUCAUGCCUAAGAUGGUUAUUUUGACAGUUAAAGAUCUCUGUCACAUUUGGUUACUUGAGGGGAAAGAAAUCAGCUGACCAGGCAAUCUGCAUUGAGACUCUACACACGAGUGCUUUUCUUGGCUGCCUUCUGGAUUUGUAGCAAGAUUGCCAGCAAAGUGAAUAAUCAAUUAUGUAGCAAAUGAUACAAUUGAUGGAUGCAAAAGAAUUGUCCAGUUAGGAAAUCAAGGUGCUGGUGGCUAUUGCCUUUGAAUGAAAUGGAAGUGCAUGGGCAUUGCACAUUUAGUAUGCAUCAUUUCUAAUGUUUAUUUUUUCAGGUAUAGGCUGUGACAUCUCUUUUUAGGAAAUUUUGAGAGUUGAUGUGAUUUGAGGUUUUCUAACCAUUCACAUUAUAUUCAAUGUAUGUAGCAAUUAAUAAAGGAGCUUCCAAUUUAAUUUAGUACUUCUGUUUUUUC